Messenger RNA from Filobasidium floriforme, 2810 nucleotides. Its product is annotated as HSF-type DNA-binding-domain-containing protein. Gene Ontology annotation, biological process: regulation of DNA-templated transcription. The record is from RefSeq and is a predicted model, not a curated record. The transcript has 5 exons. Gene Ontology annotation, molecular function: sequence-specific DNA binding; DNA-binding transcription factor activity. NCBI's taxonomy places the organism in Eukaryota, Fungi, Basidiomycota, Tremellomycetes, Filobasidiales, Filobasidiaceae. Bases 190 to 2616 code for a protein of 808 amino acids.
CAGAUCUUGUCACAUCAGUCAAGUCUGUUAGCUUCAUCCUUAUCACGCAGUGAACUACUUACCGCCCAAGAAGCCGCCGCAAGAAGCGUUCUUGGAUAUGCCAUUCUCUACGUAAUCCAAAGGGGACUUUUAUUCCGACCUUGAUCGACAACCCUAUCAAACCCAACCUUGAAAUCACUUCGGCGAAAGAUGGAAGCUCCAACUACCCAAAUGCAGACCGCACGACCGCCUACCAUCCCGGUUCCUCGAAAUCGGAGACGUUCCGGAUCUGCUCAACCUCCAAGUGCAUCACCUCCGCUUCGUAGCAUUGUCGAAAUUAGGCCUGGCAAUACAAUAAGCUCUGCUUCGUUAGCUGGUAAUAUGGAUAUCGGAGACAGAAACGUAUCCUUUGCUCCUCCUCCUUCGGAUGUGCGCAAGGAUGUGCUCGCUGGUGGAUCCGAUAACCAGACGCCAGGAGGCUCAAAGGUACCUGCGUUCCUAAACAAGCUAUUCAGUAUGAUUAAUGAUACUGCUACAGACACCCUGAUAUACUGGGCGACGGACGGGGCUUCCUUCUUCAUCCCGAACACGCAAGACUUUGGCCGAGAGUUACUACCACAAUUCUUCAAGCAUGCCAACUUUACCAGCUUUGUACGUCAACUCAAUAUGUAUGGCUUCAAAAAAGUACCUCAUCUACAGACCGGAACAUUAAACACGUUCCCUCAACCAACCAACGAACUUUGGGAGUUCUCGAAUCCCAAAUUUCAUCGAGAUCAUCCAGACUGGUUGGCCGGCAUCACCAGGAAGAAAAGUGCUAAGGAACUAGCAGCUGCUGCUGCAUUGGCUGCUCAGGGUCAGGGCAGUAAUCAAGCCGAAGGUUCAGGUCACGAUGACGUUGCUGGCAAGACGAAGGGCAACCAGCAGACGCAGGGCCAGGUCCCAUCAUCUACUGAGGCACAACCUGGUCCGACGAACCAGAUCGGCAAGGAUGCCGUCGAUUCUCAAUCGUUGAAUAAGGCGAUGACACUCAUGAAGGAUACUCAUAUAUCGUUGGAAAGGGAACUGUCGGAGCUGAAAGCAUCGAACGAGAUGUUGUGGCGCCAGGCCAUGCUCAGUCGAGAAGAGCAGUUGAAGAGCCAAAAGAAGCUGGACAGCGUCAUGCGAUUCUUGGCUGGUCAGUUUGGAAGCAUGAAUAUGUCACUCCUCGAAGACGAGGGUGACAACCUCCCUUCGACUUCGGGGACGCAGCCGACCCGAAUAGCCAGGUUUGGCAAAGGUCGCAUGAUCGGAGAUGGAAUUAACGGAGUUGAGGGAAAUGCUAGUGAUGAGGAUAUGGACGAAGAGACGGACCUAUGGGAAACAGGCGAUCACGAGGAGUCUAGGCAGUUCUGGGAGGUCGAUGACAGUGGAAAGAUGAUCAAAGUACCUCAACCCCGAGUCGAAAGACAGAAUUCUACCGGGCGACCCUUGCUGGCGAGAACGGCCACGCCUACCCGCCCCAAUUUCAAUCUCGGUCGGGUACCAGGCUCACAACGUAAGAUGGAUUCGUCGCCAUCAAAGCGUUUUGAGCGCCUCGAUGGCUCACCCGAAGAGAUUGCUCGGAUGUCGUUCGAGACUCCGACAAAGUCCGGCUCCAGCGACACUGCCAGCCCUAUUACAGUCAACAGCGUGGACCCUUCGACGCGCUUGUUUCCUCCUUUGCAAUCAUCAAACGCAAACCUGGGACAAGGAGGUGAUCGUGGAAACCUUCAGCCUCAUGCUAACAACACGGUGGCUCUGCACAAUCCCGCUGUCACGCAGUUGAACAACGGGCAGUACACGCUGGAUCCAUCUAUACUUAAUUUACCGCUGGGAACGUUGUUGUCGACCCCUGCCGGUGCGCAAUUCCUCGCUACCUUGGGUCAAUCGGCUGCAUCCUUUCUUGGGCAGCCGAGCCCCGUACCCACCUCGCCCCGGCAAAGGGCCGCGCCCAUCCAGGGCUCCAGGUUCUCGGAUGCUACGGUCGGAUCAAUCAUCCACGGUGGCGCAUCCAAUGCACAGGAAGUCGGCCGUAACGAGCACGCCGCCGAGACCACGGAUGCCACCAUGACGGGGAUGGAAGGCGACACGUCCUGGAUGUCCAGCACAGUUCCUCAAGCUGAGGGGCUGCCAGAUCACUUGGCCCAGCCAUUCUUGAGCUCUGCCAUGCCUAACGUCGACAUCAAUGACACCCAAGAUGCGGGUUUGCUGGCGGACGCUAACACCCUGAGCCAGGAGGUCGACUUUGAUUGGUCAGAUCCGGCUGUUAAAGCGCUGUUACAAGCUUUUGAAAGUCAAAACCAGCCCCAGGCACAGUCGGGGGAACAGUCUACCGUCGAACCGAACGUCUUCACCAACGACGACCAAUACGACGAACUGUUUCAGGAUCCCGUCAUCGAUUUCAAUGGCAUGUUCACCAAUCAUAGCAAUGAGCCGACUCCACCGGGCGUCGAGACGGCAACCCCAUCCAACCCGUCAGCCGCCAACAGUAACGCGGGAGAUGUCGCCGAUGUCGUGAACAUGGAUAGGCCCGGUGCGGCUCUGUCGGCCAGCGUGACCGACGAGCUGUUUGCUGGUCCGACCAGGAAGAAGCGCAAGACGGAUCAACGAGAACCGUAGACGAGCGCGAUCAUGCACUCUCAUGGACGGAUGUACAAUGGAAAAUUCGGUCAGACGCAAUGUUGUAUACCUUUGCCUGGUCAAGCUGAGCGCUCGAUAGCGGCUCGCUGUCUAUGCCCGCUUGUAAAUAUCGACAGUACGGUUCAUUCGACCGGAUCCACUUCUUGUCAUUUUUUUGCAUCCGAUCGCGUUUG